UCGCUACAUUCGGACGCUGAGUGAAAACGAGAAAAACAUGGACUCGGAGUAUAUAAAAAGACAUCUUGGAAAAUGUCUGGCAGAGGGACUGGCUGAAGUGGCCGAGCAGCGCCCUGUGGACCCCAUCCUGUAUCUGGCACACUGGCUUUACAAGUACAAUGAAAAUGUUGAAUAUGAGGCAGAGAAAAAGGCCCAUUUGGCUCUCCUGGAGCAGGAGCAGGCGAAAGCCAGAGAGGAGGCAUUGUACCAGGAGAAGCUGAGGGAGGAGGAGCAAAAGAUCAGUGAGGCCUUGGAAGAGUCUAAAAAAGUGGUUGAUCAGGCUGACACCACUGAACCUGAGCAGACUGAACCACACUCGACACCUGACAGACACCAAGACGCUGAUGAUUUAAAAACAGACGAAACAGAGGAGCCACACGACAAACAAAGCCCUCGUUCCCCUGGCCCUCGAGACCCAGAGAAGAGGGUUGAUGAAGACGAAACUGAUAAACCUGCAGAUUCCUUCCCUGUAGAGUCAGCCUCAGCACCACAGAGUGACGAUCUCACACCAGAGGAGAGAUUUUCUACUGAACAACAGGCGACAAAAACCGAGCAGGAGACACACAAAUCAAGUUCUCCUCCUCUUCAGGACCAGGAAAAGGAGGCAGACGGGCAACACACAAGUGAGACCACUGAUAGUUCGGCUUUGGCUGAGAGUGACAAAACAGUAGAGGGGACAGUGUUGAAUGAAAGACCAGAGACUUCACAAGGGGAACAUGAAAGGUCUCCUUCUGACAAGGAAGACUCCAAGGAGCAGGGAGAAGAAAAAGAAGACAGCCACACAUGAUCAAGUCAGUGUUUUUCUGGCAGCGUUUACAUAGGUUUGAAUAAAUUUAUAGCUUCA
Seriola dumerili (greater amberjack) is the source of this 883-nucleotide messenger RNA. It is a transcript of the gene dydc2, whose product is annotated as DPY30 domain-containing protein 1-like. The coding region runs from base 38 to 826 and encodes 262 amino acids. The record is from RefSeq and is a predicted model, not a curated record. Gene Ontology annotation, cellular component: Set1C/COMPASS complex. NCBI's taxonomy places the organism in Eukaryota, Metazoa, Chordata, Actinopteri, Carangiformes, Carangidae. The transcript is spliced from 7 exons.